CCCUUCCUUUCAAAUCGCGCCCAGUCUAGUCCGACGAUUACAGGAACAGGGCAGGAGCUUCUUUGGAGUCAGGAUUCUCAGUCGCCGCCCUUGUACGGGCGCCCUUCUUCAACGGCUGCGCCGCCGUCCCGUUCUCAUCACCCAUCUUCUACCUUCCUCUAUUAAGACCGCAUACGGCAUAUGCCUGGGCGUCCCUUAAUCAUCGCGUUUUUCGGAGUCUAGACUGAUCUCUUUCCCUGCAGUGAUCUCUGAUCCACACUUAUCCCUCGUCUCCUCACUUCCCCUUCCCUCUGUUUUUACAACAUCGAAUCGAAUGACACGAACUUGACUUCCUACCCUCCAACCAAACGCCCAAAGAUCUUUUCAGUCUAAUCUUAGACGAAAUCCCAUAUAUCAAGACAUUAGGCCAAAUUCGUUCCAGGAUCAUCUUUGCCCCAACCCUAUGCCCAAACACGUCCAUCCAAAUUGAUGCCAGCAAGUGUGGCCAUACUAAUACCGCAUCCGCACGGUAUCUAUUUGACAAAAUUCCCAUUAAAAAUUGUCGUGGGUUUACAAUGUGAUGAUCAGAAGCUGUGCCAACAACCGGUUUCAUCAAGAUGGUAUUUUUCUUUUCAAAAAGCAUGUCCGCGGAUACUAUUUGGCUUGACUGUUAUACCAUUCCGUGCAUUCUCAAAGCGUGUUCAGUCUCUGAGAAUGUGUUGUUAGGGUGCAACUUCACGGCCCAAUUGUAAAGAAUGGCCUUGAUUCAAAUUUAUAUACAGGGAACUGUUUCGUGGUCAUGUAUGGGAAGUGUGGGUUUUUGGCUGAGAAUAGGCGAGUUCUUGAUGAAAUGCCUCCAAGGGAUGUUGUUUCUUGGAACUCAAUGGUUGUGGGAUAUGCUCAAAAUGGAAGCUUUGAUGAUGCAUUAGAGGCUAUGAAGCACGGAUAUUUCCCUAGGGUGUCGUAUCAGCAUAUCGGAAACGUUCUCGUAUCUGAGGAUACCCGUACCUUUCCGCGUUUCCGCGUAUCCAUAUCGGUGCUUCAUAGAUUAGAGGUUUGCAAGCAAAUGAACUUCUUCUGUCUGAAACCGGAUGCUUGGACAAUGGCUAGCCUUUUGUCAGCUGUCACCAACACAUGUAUGGGAAAUGUUGCAUUUGUGUGGAACAUGUUUUUGGAUAUGGGCAAAAACAAAUUGGAUCCUUUGGAAUGUGAAGAUGGUUGUAUAUGUCAAGAACUCUAUGCCUACAUAGGCCAUCAAAACUAGGGCUAACCCCGGAUCUGGGAAUUCCUGUUCUGUACCGAAGAACCGUCCUGUACCGUUCCAGAACCGAAAGAAUCGGAAAAAUGUAAUACCGUACCGUACCAAACUUUUUUAAUAAUAUGGUACGGUACCGGUUCUUAGUGAGAACCGUCCCGGAACCGUAUUGAACCGAACCUUCUCGUACCGUCCCGAAUUGUCCCGAAACUAGUGUUAUAAUAUAAUAAUAUAUUAUAUAUAAUAUAUUACCGAAGUAUAAAUGUUGGUGACCAUAUGUCCCGAAAACUAGUGUUAUAAUAUAAUACUACGUACGGAGUAAUAUUUUAUACUAUCAGUAUAUAAUAUAUUACCGAGUAUAAAUGUCAGACCGUAUGUCCAUAUAUUACAAAUAUGCAAUCUUGCAAAUUCUUUGGGCGUAAUCCAAUUAUUACGAUUUGACAGCACUAAAAGUUAGCUUUAAAACAAAAACAAUACUAAAUGAUAUAAACAAUGCUACGUAAAUAGGGUUAAUUAUAUUUCAUGGGGGUUAAUUACUUAGGAAUCAAAUAACACCGGAGAACCGUACCAAACCACACUGAAAAUUGGUACGGAACGGGACAGGUUCUAUAUACUCCGUAAUAUACUCUAUUAGUCCCCAUACUUAAAAACAAAAAUCAAGAACGGAACGGUAUUACAUUUUUCCGGCUCUUGAUAUACUCCAUAAUAUACUCUAUUAGUCCCCAUAUUUAAAAACAAAAAUCAAGUACCGGCUCUUGAUUUUUGUUUUUAAAUAUAUACUCCGUAAUAUACUCUAUUAGUCCCCAUACUUAAAGUGUCACAUAAGUAUUACCAGUUGUCAGGCCGGUGAUGGUUGAGAGACACUGAAUUAUUACUCAUAUGUGAUACCCACUUGUACCCCUAUUUGUGAAGCUGGAUUUUUCCCUCAUGAAUUGAUUGAAUUCAUUGAUGGAUCUUAAGAUGAAUCUCAAAAUAAAUUAGUCUGAUUGUUGAAAAAGGGGUACAAUUUAUUUGGUGUAGGCAGUCCGAACAUAUUCACAUAAACCUUAUAGGCAUAACAAUGUCUGCUGCAGCUUGAUCUGUAUAUGUAUUCAUAUUUUUUAAAACCUGCUGCUGUGGUGUGAAGCAAGGAAAAGUUGUUAACUACGUAUGGUGGUAGAAGCAGUGGAG
Cuscuta epithymum is the source of this 2404-nucleotide messenger RNA. NCBI's taxonomy places the organism in Eukaryota, Viridiplantae, Streptophyta, Magnoliopsida, Solanales, Convolvulaceae. The record is from the annotation of a GenBank genome assembly.